GUGGCCGCCGCCGCCGGCCGCGGCUCGCCUCCGCGGGCGCGGAAAUUUGUUGCACUUCUUGGGGCUUUGUUUGUUUGUUUUGCCUCUGAUUUUUUUUUUUCGUUAUUUUGGACAAAAUGUCGGUCCGUGAUGUAAAAAUUGAGCGAGGAACCUUGAUGGCAUUGGGAGCUUUGCAGAAGUUUUCCAAGAAAUAACUUCACCAAGAUGUCCAGUGAUAGGCAAAGGUCCGAUGAUGAGAGCCCCAGCACCAGCAGUGGUAGUUCAGAUGCCGACCAACGAGACCCAGCCGCUCCAGAGCCUGAAGAACAGGAAGAAAGAAAACCUUCUGCCACCCAGCAGAAGAAAAACACCAAACUCUCUAGCAAAACCACUGCUAAGUUAUCCACUAGUGCUAAAAGAAUUCAGAAGGAGCUAGCUGAAAUAACUCUUGAUCCUCCUCCUAACUGCAGUGCUGGGCCUAAAGGAGAUAACAUUUAUGAAUGGAGAUCGACUAUACUUGGUCCACCAGGUUCUGUAUAUGAAGGUGGUGUGUUUUUUCUGGAUAUCACUUUUUCAUCUGAUUAUCCAUUUAAGCCACCAAAGGUUACUUUCCGUACCAGAAUCUAUCACUGCAACAUCAACAGUCAGGGAGUCAUCUGUCUGGACAUCCUUAAAGACAACUGGAGUCCUGCUUUGACUAUUUCAAAGGUUUUGCUGUCGAUUUGUUCUCUUUUGACAGAUUGCAACCCUGCGGAUCCUCUGGUUGGAAGCAUAGCCACUCAGUAUUUGACCAACAGAGCAGAACAUGACAGGAUAGCCAGACAGUGGACCAAGAGAUACGCCACAUAAUUCACAGAAUUUGUAUGCGGUGUGAAGGAGCAGAAGGCCCCUUCCCACUGUGCUGCAAAUCUUUAUAGCCUUUACAAUACGGACUUCUGUGUAUAUGUUAUACUGAUUCUACUCUCUGCUUUUAUCCUUUGGAGACUGGGAGACUCCCCAAAAAGGUAAAUGCUAUCAAGAGUAGAACUUUGUAGCUGUAGAUUAGUUAUGUUUAAAACGCCUACUUGCAAGUCUUGCUUCUUUGGGAUAUCAAAAUGUAUUUUGUGAUGUACUAAGGAUACUGGUCCUGAAGUCUACCAAAUAUUAUAGUGCAUUUUAGCCUAAUUCAUUAUCUGUAUGAAGUUAUAAAAGUAGCUGUAGAUGACUAGGAAUUAUGUCAUUUGUAUUAAACCCAGAUCUAUUUCUGAGUAUGUGGUUCAUGCUGUUGUGAAAAAUGUUUUACCUUUUACCUUUGUCAGUUUGUAAUGAGAGGAUUUCCUUUUACCCUUUGUAGCUCAGAGAGCACCUGAUGUAUCAUCUCAAACACAAUAAACAUGCUCCUGAAGCCAUA
Molecule: messenger RNA, 1369 nt
Organism: Ailuropoda melanoleuca (giant panda)
Lineage: Eukaryota; Metazoa; Chordata; Mammalia; Carnivora; Ursidae
Gene: UBE2E3
Product: ubiquitin conjugating enzyme E2 E3
Exons: 6
Coding region: 205-828 (207 amino acids)
Source: RefSeq, a predicted model, not a curated record